Molecule: messenger RNA, 1440 nt
Organism: Vitis riparia (riverbank grape)
Lineage: Eukaryota; Viridiplantae; Streptophyta; Magnoliopsida; Vitales; Vitaceae
Exons: 6
Coding region: 30-1127 (365 amino acids)
Source: RefSeq, a predicted model, not a curated record
UGGAAAACCCCCCUCCACCAUCUUCUACCAUGUUGCAUAUCGAAUUCAACAGCGCUCUGCUCUUCCACAGAAAGCACACAAACCCACAACAGAUUUCAAGAAUUCAGUUAUCCUCGAAUGGUUGGCGCCAAAAAAAUCAUAAAACAGUUGAAGAAUUCAAAACCAUGGUAAUUUCUUCAAACCCAUUAGCCCCAGAACUCCACAUUUCCUCCCAUCAACAACCCUACCCUUCUAUUCCUUUCUCCACAGGCCCCAACAAUGUCAUCCUACCAAUUAACCGCCGCCACCUCCUGGCUUCACUUUCUGUGGCCGUUGCCCCCUUCUUUACUUCUCAACCACCGGAUGCAGGUGCUCGCGGCCUCUUCCAGAUGCCUCCGGCUCGCCUCACUAAUAGGUACUAUUUGGUCAGGGCUGGGGAAUCGGAAUUUGAAAGCAUGGGGAUAAUUAACACGAAUCCAGUUGCCAAGACCUCAGUGGAUAGUGGGUUGUCGGAGAGAGGGAAGAAGCAGACAGUGAGGGCAGCUUUUGAAUUGAAGGCCAUGAAGGCUUGUGAAGGGAGCUGCUGGAUAUGGCCUUCUAUUACCCAGAGAGCUUACCAGGCCGCAGAGAUCAUUGCUUCCGUAAACGGGGUCACCCGGAGUUUCAUAGUUCCAGAGUACAGCUUUCUGGAUGCCCGUGGACUGGGAGCUUUUGAAGGCAAGAACUUGGAAUCUGUUUCUGAAGUGUAUGCAUCUGAUAGUAUUUCCCCGAGCAUCAAGCCACCUCCAAUUAAUGAUGGAACCCCAAAUGAGAGUGUUGAAGAUGUGUUUGUUCGUGUGACACAGCUGAUGUCAAUUCUUGAAACUCAGUACUCUGGGGACACGGUCAUCAUCGUCUCACCAGAUUCUGACAACUUAACAGUCCUUCAAGCUGGUUUAGUUGGGCUUGAUUUUCGAAGGCAUAGGGAUCUUUCUUUUGGUCCUGGUGAAGUCAGAUUUGUCGACAUCAAUAGUAUACCUACUUACAAGCAACCUGCAUCUGCUGUAUAUAAGUGUCUAAAUCCACCAAGCUGUAGUGGCCACUUUUUUUUUUUUAGGUCAGCUGUGGAAGUAUGUGUUGGCGUAGCAUCAGAGGGCCAGCAAAGCUGACGGAAUGUCCAAGGUCGGCAGAUAUAGAUUGGGUGUCUUACAUCAUAUGUUUUUAUAUUCUUAUUGUUGAACUAUCUAGAUAUAUAUGCCCUUUGCAGCUUCCAAAGUACUCUUGGAGGUAGUUUAGUUUAAGCCAACCCCCUUUUGAAUGUGUGCUCUCUGAAUAAUAGUGUCGGGAUAGGAUCCGCAUCCAUCCAAGUAUAAAUUCAUUUUCGGUCCACGUAUAUGACGGACAAAGGGCUAUCUGGACCGUAUCUAUAUUCAUUGCGUAAAGUAAUAAAGUGCGUAAAGUAAUAAAUGUUCUGAACCAUUA